ACGAUAUUUGUUAACGCAUGAUCCAGUGUCUUGUGAAUAUGCAAUUGAAGUAAUCAAGUUUGGCAAUCUUCCUCGAAAUGAUACCAAGAACUUUAUCUGUUUGUCUUAUCUUGGAAGUGGUGCUGAAGCUAAGUCUGUCAGGCCAAUCUCACCUUGGAGUAAUCAGCAAGAAUUGACUACAUCCCAAAUUCAAAAAAAGAAUGCAGAAGCAGCAGAGCACCAGAUAGCACGUAAUCGCCUACAAGCUGAGGCCAAUCACUGGAAGACGUUAUGGGGAAUUGAUGCACAAGUCAAGACCAUAAAAGGUCAACCUGCCCUUGUCAUGCCCUACUUUAGAAUGUGCACGCAUAAUGAGCUGGAAAAUGACCCACAAGUCAAAGCUGCAGUGGUUGAUGCUGUUAAACUAAUGUCCAGCAAAGGGCUUAAACAUAACGAUCUCUCUCGCCGACAUGUUGGGCUUUACCGGAAGAAGAAGAAUGGCAAACUGCAAGCUGUCUUCAUCGAUCUCUCAAAUGUUGUCAGGGAACAAGAGAUAGAUGCCGUUGCUGAUAUGAUGGAAAAAUUGAAUCUUACGGAGUAA
Molecule: messenger RNA, 580 nt
Organism: Paraglomus occultum
Lineage: Eukaryota; Fungi; Glomeromycota; Glomeromycetes; Paraglomerales; Paraglomeraceae
Source: the annotation of a GenBank genome assembly